This is a messenger RNA of Ornithodoros turicata, 1245 nucleotides long. RefSeq names its product UBX domain-containing protein 1-A-like. Lineage: Eukaryota; Metazoa; Arthropoda; Arachnida; Ixodida; Argasidae. The record is from RefSeq and is a predicted model, not a curated record. Gene Ontology annotation, cellular component: cytoplasm; nucleus. Gene Ontology annotation, molecular function: K48-linked polyubiquitin modification-dependent protein binding. The transcript has 10 exons. Gene Ontology annotation, biological process: negative regulation of protein K48-linked deubiquitination; negative regulation of proteasomal ubiquitin-dependent protein catabolic process; negative regulation of protein ubiquitination. The coding region runs from base 114 to 1148 and encodes 344 amino acids.
AUGGAAUCGGCAUCGGCACCGAAGAAACUCGGCGAUGAGUUUGCUAGCGUUUGUGUGGAAAACAUCGCUUAUUUAAAAAUUUUACCGUGUAAAUAUUUGCGUCGACAAGCAGGAUGUCAGCCGAAUUAAACAUACUGAAGGAAAUGGGUUUUAGCGAGGAAAGAGCGAAGAAAGCGCUGCAACUAUGUGGAAACAACAGCGUAGAGUCUGCAAUGGAGUGGUUGCUGGCGCACGCGGACGAUCCAAUGGACACAAGCGAACCUGUCAGUGAUCCAACUCCCACGCAAGUUCCGGCAGCCAGAGGUAGGGAUAGUAAAGAUGAAGUUGCGGUUAAACAAGAACCUCCAAGUUCUCCAAUGUCAGGCGUUCCAUGUAGUAGCAAAGAGACAUCCGAAAAUGCAAAUUUAGACGGUGACCAAGUUCCACAGUUGCCAAAGUCUAUAAAGUGCGACGAUUGCGGUCGCAAGCUGAGGACAGAGGCAGAAGUGGAGUUCCAUGCAGUUAAGACAGGUCAUCAAAGCUUCUCUGAAAGCACCGAGGAGGUUAAACCACUAACCGAAGAAGAGAAGCUUGAGAAGAAGAAGAAACUGGAAGAAGUUAUUCGACAAAGGAGAAUAGAAAGGGAAGAGAAAGCGAAGAAGGAAGCCAUUGAGAAAGAGAAGAGCCGCAGGAAGGUUGGGCAAGAAAUUGCACAUACUCGGCAAAAAAUUGAGGAGCAAGAAAUGAAGAAACUUGCAGAAGAACGUCUGAGAGAAAAAAUGGAAGACAAGCUAGCAAAGCAAAGAGUUUUAGAACAGAUUGAACGAGACAAGCAGGCACGGCGUCAGAAAUUUAACAUGGACCCGUUACCUCAGCCUGUUCAGCCAGCCCCAGUUCAAGAGCUGGUUGCGCCUCCAAAGGACUAUUCAGAAUGCAAGCUCCAGAUCCGUCUUACCAAUGGGGAGACGCUGACCCAGACAUUUGGUGCUCAAGAACAGCUAGCUGCAGUUCGCCUCUACGUGCAGCUCCACCGAACAGAUGGGGACGCCCCCUUCACGUUGAUGACAUCGUUCCCGCGGAAGGUGUUCAAGGAAGAGGAUUAUGAAGUGCCGCUCGCAGGCCUGGGGUUGGUACCGGCAGCUGUCCUCAUUGUCACAAAAGUGCAGUGACUACCUUGCAUUUAAUUUGUGUUUAAACUCUUCCAUGCAGGGGUGUCUGCAUUGUAUAUUAUAAGCACAACAAUAAAUUUUCCAUGCCUGUUUUGGA